Aspergillus affinis is the source of this 1128-nucleotide messenger RNA. Its product is annotated as Clavaminate synthase-like protein. Lineage: Eukaryota; Fungi; Ascomycota; Eurotiomycetes; Eurotiales; Aspergillaceae. Gene Ontology annotation, molecular function: dioxygenase activity. The transcript is spliced from 3 exons. Bases 1 to 1128 code for a protein of 375 amino acids. The record is from RefSeq and is a predicted model, not a curated record.
AUGGCCCCCUCCGCGGUAGAACAAGAAACCCUCGUAUCGACCGAGAAGGUCCUCAUCAAGCCAUGGACUCGACCGGGGCCGACAAAAGAAGACCUUGAAUGGGCCCCUCUCGUGCAGAUUGAUCUGUCGCGAUUUGACGAGCCCGGCGGAAAGGAAGAACUUGCCAAGCAGCUCUACGAUGCCGUCACCCGCGUCGGAUUCUGGGUCGUAGUUGGCCACGGAAUAGACGAUGAUCGUGUACUGCGUCAGUUCAGCUUUGGAAAUGCUUUUUUCAAGGAGCCCAUCGAGGAAAAGCGCAGUUUCCCGUGCAACUUCGCCGAAGGGGAGUACUUCGGGUAUCGUGAAAAUGAGCGAUGGAUUGGGGAUACGGGAGUGAAAGACAAUGUCGAGAUGCUGAAUAUCCCGAAAGCAAUUCCUGCCUGGGAAGACCUUCCAAAACACCGAAUUGUGCGGCAAAACUAUGAUGAGGUCGCAAGCUUCCAUCGCGAUCUCUUUGACAAGGUUCUUCGCAAAUUGUUUGUCUUGAUUUCCAUCAUUCUCGAGUUGCCAGAGAACUACCUGGCCGAUGCGCACGGCUAUGACGAGCGUUCCGACGAUCACCUGCGUUAUAUGAUCUAUAACACCCGUACUCCCGAGGAAUGGACUAAGGCACAGGGCUAUACGAAAGGUGGACAUACAGACUUUGGAAGUUUAACACUGCUGUUCUCUCAGAAUGUUGCUGGCUUGCAAAUUCGAACUCUAGAGGGCGAAUGGAAAUACGUAAAGCCUGUCGAGGGAGGGAUUACGUGCAACACGGCCGACACUCUGUCGUUCCUGACAAAUGGAUUCCUCAAAUCUACCAUCCAUCGAGUCAUCACGCCGCCGGUUGACCAAAUUGAGAUUUCUCGUCUGGGGCUGCUGUACUUCUGCCGGCCUGGCGAUAACACGGUGAUGAAGACGGUUCCAUCGCCGCUGCUCGAGCGACUUGGCUUGCUUGCCGACGAAGACAAGACCGAUCAACCCGUGGCUACGGGCACUGAGUAUGUACGCGCUCGUGUUCGCGAUGUGCAUCACAAGAAGGUGAUCGAUCGUCGGGAGAACACGUCCUUCGAGUUCAAGGGAUUGAAGGUCCCGAAUCACUAUAGCUAG